GCGGGUUUGAACUUUGAUUCGCCCUAUCUUCAGCAGCAUGGCGGUGUCGGCGUCGGGCCUCCAAUGGUACAUCAACGUGGAAGCAUGGACCCCAUCUCCAGACGAAUGGAACUCUCUCCUCAAACGUCUCCCUUUGGACGAGCAACAAGCGGUUAUGCGGUAUCGAUUCCCAAAAGAUCAGAAGUUUGCGCUCUGCAGUCGCCUGCUCCAACGCAAAGUCGUCACAGACACGUUCCACGUUCCGUUUGCUUCCGUUUCCAUCGUCCGUAGCGACCACGGCAAGCCUUCAUGGCCUGCAUGUCCGAUCCCCACGUGGAACUACAACGUGUCCCACCACGGAGCGAUCUGUGCCAUCGCAUGCCAAUCGGACCGACGCAUUGGCAUCGACGUGGUGCGCGUGGAGCUGCCGAGGGAGCCCGUGGUCGACUUCUUCGCUUGCUUUGACGCGCAAUUUGGUCCUCGCGAAUGGAAGUACAUCCGCACUCCGAGGUACAAUGACAUGGAGAGGAUCCGUCGGUUCUACAUUCUCUGGAGCUUAAAGGAAGCGUACACGAAGGCGCUUGGGGUGGGUAUUGUGAUCGACCUCCAGCGCCAGGAGUUCGACAUCACACACGACACGAUCACGUUGUUCGUGGACAACCAGCACGCGCCUGCGUGGCACUUCCGCAUUACUCCGCUGGACGACACGCAUUACGUGUCGAUCGCGGCAGAAGGGGCCAUGGUGGAAGGUCUGUCCUGGACGAGCCUCGAUCCGGCGUCGGCGUUCUCCAUCUAGUACUUCGGGCCCAUCAUGACGAUCUCAACAACGUCGAACGCGCUACAUUCAUGGAACAAGGCGUCAACCAACAUGCGAGGAAGGAAAUGUUCUACAUUCCACGCUAGUAAUACUAGUACACUGUUCGUAGUACUACUAGUAACUGCCAUCGUUGUUGCCGCGAAGUCGAUUUAUUUAAUAUCCUAUAUAUCCAGAUAAAUAUGUAA
This is a messenger RNA of Aphanomyces astaci, 981 nucleotides long. RefSeq lists its product as hypothetical. The coding region runs from base 38 to 775 and encodes 245 amino acids. Lineage: Eukaryota; Oomycota; Saprolegniomycetes; Saprolegniales; Verrucalvaceae. The transcript is spliced from 3 exons. Gene Ontology annotation, molecular function: holo-[acyl-carrier-protein] synthase activity; magnesium ion binding. The record is from RefSeq and is a predicted model, not a curated record. Gene Ontology annotation, cellular component: cytosol.